Molecule: messenger RNA, 1019 nt
Organism: Brassica napus (rape)
Lineage: Eukaryota; Viridiplantae; Streptophyta; Magnoliopsida; Brassicales; Brassicaceae
Product: pectinesterase/pectinesterase inhibitor-like
Exons: 1
Coding region: 132-782 (216 amino acids)
Molecular function (GO): enzyme inhibitor activity
Source: RefSeq, a predicted model, not a curated record
AAAUAAACAUUCAAAUUUAGAAAAGCCAAAUAAAAAUCUCUAUAUAUAUACGCACCCUUUCUUCUUCCUUCUCUUUUUCUAUCCAAUCCUUUCCAAUUCACACGUCCCAUAACAAAAAAAAACCCAAAAAAAUGAACACUCCAAUAAAACUCGCCUUUCUAAUUCUAUGCAUCGCCCUAACCGCAACUGCAUCCAUUAUCCCCCUCAAACGUGACGCCGUCACACCGGAACACGAAAAAACCGUGGCAGGAAUCUGCAGCGUUGUCCAAGACAAACGUCUCUGUAGCAUAACCUUGAAAACCGUCCCAAGCAAUGAUCCCGACGUUUUGGUCCGUCACUUAGCGACGGCAGCAGAAACCUCCGUUAAAAAGGGCUUGAAGUUCCUCUCCGGAAUCAAACCCAAGUACAAGGGAGACAAAUUUGCCACAACUUGCAUCACCAGUUGCGAGAAACAGCUAAACAACGCCUUGGAAGACUUUUCAGAUUUCUGGAAAGCCGCGGGAAAAGACAUAGCGAGCAUGGCUGAUAAUUACUUCACUUGUAAGAAGAAGAUGACAUCGAUCUUCAACUACCAGUCGAGUUGUCUCGAUGACAUUUACGACAAAACAUUGUUGAAAGAGGUUCAAGGAGGGAUUGGGCUUGGGAAAAGAAUGAGUGGCGAGUCUGUGGAUGUGUUCGCUGGAAUGGGAAAAGUAUUUAACACUCUUAACAUUAAGACCAAACUUAACCAGAAAGAUACCGAUUCGUUGCUCCCACCACCUUUGUCCUUUUACUACGUCUGAUCUAUUUAUUGAAGAAAAAGCAAAUAAAAAUGUAUGGCGUCGUCGAUGGUGAUAAAUAAUCUGAAUCUUGUAAAGAAGGUUCCUUUUGAUGUAUGUUUGUGAUUAAUAUGUUAUGGGUGAUAAUCAUGUAUGGACCCUCGUGGCUGGAAAGGAUAUGGAAAAAUGUGAUUAUCUAAUAUUAAUAAUGUAUUUGGUAUACUAUCUUUUAUAUGUCUGCAUUUUAAAUUUUCUUUUUCC